This is a messenger RNA of Somion occarium, 1406 nucleotides long. NCBI's taxonomy places the organism in Eukaryota, Fungi, Basidiomycota, Agaricomycetes, Polyporales, Cerrenaceae. The record is from the annotation of a GenBank genome assembly.
AUAGCCUCACUGCAAUAUGAUGCAUUCUCUACCGUUAUUUGGCAGCCAGGUAGUCGCGAGAUGCAUCACUUGAGCCUCUUACGAUGCACAACCCUGACAGAUGUUCUGCCGCUUUCACCCUUCAUUCUGUCCGUCCACAUCAUCUGUCCAUCAUUAAAGCGGCUGGUGUGGGCUAGGUUAGUCUCUCAAGGCGGCAGAGUAGUAACUCAGAGUAGCCAGAGACGCAACCUUUGUGCCUCAGGAUAUCUCUGCCUGACGGCUCGGUGUGACUCGUUGGAAACAUCUUCUCCCAUUCAAUCCUUCUGGCGACGAUGAUCUCCUCAUUCACAGGUUCAAGCCGACAUCGGGUGGUCCGCACACUGCAACAAGCAUGGAGAGUAGCUCAUCUGAGCAGGUCGAUUCCGAUGAAUUUAUUCAUUGACCAAUGACACGCAACAAUCCCAACUUCAUGACCAGUCAAUCGAGCAUAACAACAAUAUUUUGACAUACAACCCGCCACCACCCCUACGAACACUCCUCGGGCUGCCCGAAAGAGACGGAUAUGACCCGAGCCCGUCGUCAUUCAAGAUACUAUAUAUAUAGUGCUUAAGGUCGCCGAGGAUUCGCCAACAAGUUGACCUUGUCCCCGUUCGUUUCUUUAGCUUUUCACACUCCUUUCAACGACCUUUCUUUUGUUGCGACCAUGAUUCUGGUUGUCUACAUGCUCCUUUUUAUCUUGUUGACAAGUUGUUCCAUUGUUUCGUCUUCCCCGAUUCCGUUGUUCUCCACGUCGGGUUCCCUGUUCAUCGGGCAGUCCGAUAUUCUCAACGUAUCGACGCACGACCGGAAGGUUCAGCCUUUCAAAAGCAUCAUACCAUCUCAGGCGAACAGCACUGGUGUAGUCGAGUCGGGACGUCAAGCUAAUACCAUUGAUAACACCGAGCUCCCCGUUUCCCCGCUUCUAGGAAAGCGAUUUCUUGGUGGCGGAGAUCUCAUCAAUUUGGCCAGACCUCUUGCUCUGCUCCAAUUCGGUUCGACAGGAGUCAGCAUCGGCCCAAAUAGAGGAAAGGGCGGAAAAGGAAGAUAGACCUCCAGACCGUCAGAGCCGCCGUAGAUCUGAGUCUACUGCUUAAGGAAGAUGCUGUAAUGGAUCUUGUUAUUCCAUGCAGGAUCGAAUAGCUUUUGUGAAGACCAUCCGUAUCUAAAGGAUAUAAGACAUAGAUUUGAAAUAGUUGUAGGUGGACAUUUAUUUACAGAAAUCAGCACAGCUCGAUGCCUGUACUGGCACCCAAAGAUUCACUGACCAAUUCACGACCAGUUAACUCAGCAUAACAACAAUCUUUUAUUGACAUGCAAUCCGCCACCGCCCCUAUGGAUGCAUCUCUGGUUGCCCAAUUGCCAAUUCUCAAGAGAUAGAUAUGACCCCA